This is a messenger RNA of Cylicostephanus goldi, 311 nucleotides long. NCBI's taxonomy places the organism in Eukaryota, Metazoa, Nematoda, Chromadorea, Rhabditida, Strongylidae. The record is from the annotation of a GenBank genome assembly.
AUGUUACCUAAGAAGUUUCCACAAAUUUUAGACAUCAACGAAUGCGUCGCAGACAACGGUGGAUGUCAUCAUGACUGUGUAAAUACCAUAGGAACAUUCUACUGUCGAUGUUGGGCAGGAUUCGAAUUGGAAGAGAAUGGAAAGACUUGCAAAGAUAUUGACGAAUGUGCAAUCUCAAAUGGUGGAUGUUCGCAUCGUUGUGUGAACUCGCCAGGUGGUCAUCGUUGCGAAUGCCCUCCUGGAAUGCAAAUCAACUCCGGAGGCAGAAAAUGUGUUGGUGAGUCAUUCGAUAGGCAUGCUGUAGUGUAAUA